Molecule: messenger RNA, 1215 nt
Organism: Cannabis sativa
Lineage: Eukaryota; Viridiplantae; Streptophyta; Magnoliopsida; Rosales; Cannabaceae
Product: protein RGF1 INDUCIBLE TRANSCRIPTION FACTOR 1
Exons: 4
Coding region: 260-1075 (271 amino acids)
Source: RefSeq, a predicted model, not a curated record
AAGAAAUAAAUAUAUAAAUGUGUACAUACAUACAACCCUCACUUCUCUUGUGAACCUCCAUAAAUACUCUUUAUAUAUACUCACCAUAUGCCCUACUCCUUUUCUCUCUCUCUCUCUCUCUUCUUUAUUAUUACCCCAUCCUCUCUCUUCUUGAUAUCAACACAGCCACUAAUCUAAAGAACACCACUAUAGUCCCCCUAUCCUUAUUUCAUCUCAUCAUCAUCAUCAUCUUUCGUUAUAUACAUAAUUACAAAUAUAUAUGAUCAUGGGAUAUGAGAAGCCUGCAUGGUUGGAAGCUCUAUACAGCCAAAAAUUCUUCGCUGGGUGUUCUUAUCAUGAAAAUUCAAAGAAGAAUGAAAAGAACAUAUGUUGUUUGGAUUGUUGUUUGAGUAUUUGCCCUCACUGUUUGCCUUCCCACCGAUUCCAUAGACUUCUCCAAGUUCGUCGUUAUGUCUAUCAUGAUGUCGUUCGCUUGGAAGAUCUUCAGAAACUUAUUGACUGCUCUAACGUUCAGGCUUACACUAUAAAUAGUGCAAAAGUAGUGUUUAUCAAGAAGAGACCUCAAAAUAGGCAAUUCAAGGGGUCCGGUAACUAUUGCACUUCUUGUGAUAGAAGUCUCCAAGAACCUUAUAUUCAUUGCUCCCUUGGCUGCAAGGUGGAUUAUGUGCUCAAGUACAAGAAAGACUUGUCUCCAUACCUAAGGAAAUGUAAUUCUCUACAACUAAGUCCAGACUUUUUGGUUCCACAAGACUACAUGGGAGAUGAUGAGACUACAAAUGAGACCCCUCACUCGACCAUAGUCGACAGUGACGAGCCAAUGAGUUGGUCAUCUGGGUCGUCAGGCUCAGAGAACAUGAGCAAUAUGACUUGUACUACUCUUCAUAAUCAUCAUCAUCAUCAUCAUGAGAUUAUUGUGAGAAAGAAGAGAAGUGGCCUUAGUAAAUAUAAUCUUUGUGCAAGAUCAGCUACUAAUAAUAAUACUAAUAAUAAGGUCGUUGUAUCAGAUAAUGAAGACAUGGCCACUAGCAUGAUCAGUAGAAGAAAAGGAAUUCCUCAUAGAUCUCCUAUGUGUUAAGUUAAACCAUCUCUCUUCUUGUUACUAUUAGUACAAUUAUUAUUUUUGAAUUCUAAUGAUAAAUUUGACUGAAUGAUUCAAAUGCUUUAGCUCUCUUUCUCUCUCUCUCUUUCAUUGGAAGUUUAAGUUAAUUAAUCACU